This is a messenger RNA of Anopheles maculipalpis, 967 nucleotides long. RefSeq names its product dehydrogenase/reductase SDR family protein 7-like. Gene Ontology annotation, cellular component: membrane. The transcript has 4 exons. The coding region runs from base 14 to 967 and encodes 317 amino acids. The record is from RefSeq and is a predicted model, not a curated record. Gene Ontology annotation, molecular function: oxidoreductase activity. NCBI's taxonomy places the organism in Eukaryota, Metazoa, Arthropoda, Insecta, Diptera, Culicidae.
AGAAGGGAAGAUAAUGAAGAGUCUUGUCGAACGUCCAACUGGAUCAUUUUAUUGGUGGCUGCUUGCUACACUGUUUCUCCCGCUAGCGAUACCGGGGCUAGUGUUCAAGUAUCUGACGAGGAUGAAAGAGAAACGGAACGCACGUAAUUUGAACGGGAAGAUCGUUCUCAUUACGGGAGCAAGCUCUGGGUUGGGAGAAGCGUUGGCGCAUAGUUUCUAUCUGGCCGGCUGUAAAGUGGUGCUUGCCGCACGCCGCAAGGAAGAGCUGGAACGUGUCCGGAAGGAUCUACUCGAGCUUCAUGCGACCGUUCCAACACAUCCACCAAUCAUACUAACGUUGGAUCUUUCCGAUCUAAACAGUAUUACCGGUAAAGUGCAGAGCGUGCUGGAAAUUCAUGGUGCGAUCGAUAUUCUGGUCAAUAACGGUGGGAUCAGUGUGCGGGGUGAUGCCAUCUCGACAGCAAUCGAUGUGGACAUACGGAUCAUGCUAGUCAAUUACUUUGGUACCGUUGCCAUGACGAAGGCAUGUCUGCCUUCGAUGAUUGCUCGUAAGGAAGGCCGCAUCGUUUGCGUUUCUAGUGUGCAAGGAAAGUUUGCCAUUCCACACCGUUCCGCGUACAGUGCAUCGAAGCAUGCGCUGCAAGCUUUUUGCGACAGUUUGCGCGCCGAAGUGGCAAAGGAUAACAUCAACGUGACACUAAUUUCACCCGGAUACAUUAACACGGCCAUGUCGAUAAAUGCGCUUACCGGUUCCGGUGCUACCUAUGGCAAAAUGGACGCUGCUACUGCAAGUGGUGCAUCGGCGGAGGACACAGCACGCAACAUCCUGCGAGCGAUCGUGCGCGAUGAAAAGGAUGUCAUCAUGGCACCGAUUGCACCGCGGGCCGCUUACUGGUUGCGCCACCGGAUGCCAUCCGUUUACUUUUGGGUAAUGAAAAAACGUGCGGAAAAGCUAAACUCCUCCUAA